UCACGUGAUAUCCCAGCAGCGGCCGCGAGCCUGACUUCUAGCAUCGGGAGCGCGCCCGGUUCCCCCCAGCCUGGCCCGGUCCGGUGAGCGCGUCCACCAUGUACCGAGCGCUGUACGCAUUCCGCUCCCCGGAGCCCAACUCCAUGCAGUUCGCGGCCGGAGAGAGCUUCAUCAUCCUGGAGCGAUGUAACCAGCACUGGUGGCUGGCCAGUCGCUGCAGCACCGGGGACACGGGCUACGUACCGGCCUCCUACCUGGACAGGAUCAAGGUCCAGGAACAAGAUGUUGUUCUUCAAUCAAUUGACCGUGCUAUUGAAGCAAUUCAUAAUGCAGCCAUGAAAAAUGGGGGGAAGUACAACUUGGAACAGAGAGAUGUUCUUCAGAAACUUAUCCAUCAUCGCAAAGAAACACAAAGUCGAAAUCUGCACUCGCCAACCUCUCAGUCAAAUUCCAUAACCACAUCUACCAGUGAUCACCACUUGGAUUCUGUGCGGCAGCCCAACGGCGUAUGUCGUACUGGUUUUGAGCGCAACAUGAGCUUGCCAAACCCAGAAAUUCCAUUAGAUGGAGAAAAUCUUUAUCAGGUCCCUCCACAAGCACGACGAGCGGCCCCUGUCACUCCCCCACCACCUGAGAAACGGAAAAAUGCGCAAAGAACCCUGUCUACGAAAAAUUGUGUUGACGAUGGUUCAAGAUCCAUAUCGAACACGUCUACUGUAAGCAUCUCCUCGAUCGAUACCUUAGGCAACUCUUCUACGGACUCUUGCCAUCCUACAGCAACCUCGAGCCCAAGUAAUACCCCUCCACCUGUGCCAAGCAGAAGUGCUCACACUACAGUUUCCCAAAGUUUGGGCCCAACAGCAUUAUCCCUUGGAAUUGUAAACUCACAAAACAAGAUGGCCACACCAGGACCACCCAGUAAAUUAGAAAUUGGCAGUCAAAAUAACAAACUCUCACAAGUAAAGAAGAUGGCUCCAGCUCCGCCUCUUAGUGUGGAAGCUUUCAAUACCGUUAACCAGGAGAGCAAAGGCAAACUGUAUGUGAAAUCUGCAGCACAGGAAACCCCUGCUGGUGCCGUAACUGUUCCAAAAACAAUAAGUGCUGAGCUAAUCGAACUAGUUCGCAAAAACACCAACCUCAGCUAUGAACUGUCUCGGGUGGCUAUAGGCGUGGUGGUCGGCCACAUUCAGUCCUCUAUCCCAUCUACAGCUUCUGUCAUGGAGCAGAUCCUUAUCUCUCUAGUGGAAAAUAAGGAUUCAAGUUGUGGAUUACCUUCAGGACAGAUAUGUCAUGAUGAACAGCGCCUGGAGGUCAUAUUUGCUGACCUGGCUCGUCACAAAGAUGAUGCCCAGCAGCGUAGCUGGGCUCUUUAUGAAGAUGAAAACGUCAUCCUUUGCUAUUUGGAGGAGCUGCUGCUAAUUCUGACAGAUGCAGACCCAGAAGUGUGCAAGAAGAUGUGCAAGAGGAACCAGUUUGAGUCCAUUUUGUCCCUCGUGGCUUAUUAUCAAAUGGAACACAGAGUCCCGUUACGGCUUUUGCUGCUAAAGUGUUUUGGAGCCAUGUGUAACCUGGAUGCUGCCAUAAUUUCUGCUCUUGUCAACUCAGUCCUUCCCAUGGAACUGGCUCGAGACCUCCAAACAAACACACAGGAGCACCAGAAGAUGUGUUACUCUGCUUUAGUCUUAUCGAUGAUUUUCUCUAUGGGAGAGCCUCUUCCAUACCACCAUUAUGAACAUCUGAACUCCCAGUUUGUCCAGUUCCUGUUGGACGUUAUUGAGAACGGUUUGCCAUCUGAUGUUACGGAGCAGCUGCCGGACCUGUUUAUCAAUGUGCUUCUGGCUUUUAACCUUCAUAUACCAGUCCCGGCAAACAACUUAAUCAUGAAAGCCUUAUGCAAGGUCUCCAACGUCAAGAUUUUCACAGAGAAGCUGCUGUUGCUGUUGAAUAGAGGUGAUGAUCCAGUUUGCAUCUUCAAGCACCAGCCUCAGCCCCCACAUUCUGUCCUGAAGAUCCUCCAGGAUGUUUUCUCCAGCAAAGACACCGCAAAUCUCUUUUACCAUUCGGAUAUGAUGGUUCUAAUCGACAUAAUUGUGCGUCAGAUUGCCGACCUCUCACCUGGAGAUAAGCUACGGAUGGAGUAUCUCUCACUGAUGCACUCCAUCAUUCGUUCAACCGACUACCUCCAACAUCUGCACCGCCAUCAGGACCUUCACGGAAUCCUGCAGCGCAUUUUAUCUGAAGUAGAGGAAGAGCCGCACUGUCAGAUGGAUAAAAUGAUCGCUCAAGAAAUAUACAAAGAGUUCCCUGAGUUCAAUCCAGAAAGUGGAUAAACGUCAACGGAUGUGGCAAAUGAUUUGGUUAUCUCUACUAAUCACUUAUAACAUCAUCAUAUGCACCUUUUAACUACCUUUUAACUACCUUUUAACUGCACAGGAACAUUUUGCUGUUAACCCUUGUCAUUCUGAGGUGGUGUCAUUUCAACAGUGCUGCUGUUUUGAAAAAAAAGAAUCUUAGUUCAGCAUACCUUUCUGCAUUAAGUAGAUUUCAUAUAUGUGCAUACAGUAUUGUGUGGUUGUUGCAAAGAUUUCUGUGCCAGGCUGCUCACUAAAAAGUACUUUGAGGCAAUAUUGGUCACAAGGUUUGAGAAAAUGCAAAACCUGUCCAGUGUCUUUUUUAAAGCUACGAACACCACUAUGUGAAACUGUUAAUUUUUGGAUUUUGCCCCACCUUUUUUUGACUAAUCAUCUCUUUGUUAGCACUGAAAUUAGUAGGAAUUACUUCAAACUGGAUAAAAAUAGCGUCUAACUUUUUUGAUAGUACUUUGCCCAUUGUUUUCGUUUUGUGUUUUUUCGUGUGUAUAGAUUAUUAGCCUAACAAGCAUAGUUUAGGUUACAAAUCUCUUAACUUUGUUUCUAACAAACAUUUCACGAAUAAACUCAUGCAGCUAUCUACUCCAAGGUCUCUAGGUACCACGUGUGACAUUGUUUCAGGGUCAGUAUUGCAGCUUGCAGUUGAAUGCCAUAAGCGGAUGAUUUAAAAAUGUCUUAACACACAGUAAAUGUCUCCAAUUCCUAUAAUUGCAGAAUUCUACAUAUUUGAGUGGGUUCCUUUCUUUAUUAUUGAUGUGUCUAAUAUAAAUAUCUCUAAAUGUGUUUAUAAAUAGUAAAGAAAUGACUUGCUUUGUAAGCAAAUAACUGUCCUAGGGCGUUACCAGAAUCAUCCUUUAUUUUCCCUAAUAUGACAAAAAAGUAGCAUGGCAACCGGAGAGCAAUGUUCACUCUAAGACUCAGGGAGGUUUACAAUGCAUUUAUCAAUAAAAGAGGUAAUCUGCUUCCGUGUUUGCUAGGAUAACAGAAUAAUAGACAUAGUUUGCUAUGCAAUGCUCCAAUAUUAGCAUAUUACAUAUGUUUGCUUCUUUAACUUGGGUCAUGUGUUCUAAGCAUGAGGCGGGGACUAGGCAUGUAGAUUGUUCUAGGAUUACAUCACAAUCUAUGGACCUAAAAUUCUGGUGCUUAGUGCAAUAACCCACAGCUUAAAAAUAGUUAUUUACAGAGGGGUAAUAAUCAUAACUCACUCGUUUAUCUAUACUAUUGGUUGGUAAAGGAGAAAAUAUGCAUAAAACCACAAUUUCUGCCUGUCUGAUACAAAAUGUGUUUAGCAAGAUUUUGCUGCUGCCGCAGUAAGUGAAGAGCCAUUUUUUUGUAACCCAUUUUACUUUAGAGGUGGUUGUGCCCAGUUCAGAUGGGCUUCUACAAAACAACCCAUAUUCAUUAGGCUUCUAGCAUGGCAUGCACAGAGUAACGCUUAAGGCUUUAUUCACUAAUAGUUGGUUGUAAGCCAAACUGCAAAGCAUAGGCUAAAAUGGAAACGGGUCUCUAACUCCACUACAGUUAAAGCUGGACUGUCAUUCAAUUCUGUCUACAAUUUGGGCAAUAAGAAUGUUACUAUUAGUAAGGGCCUCUAUAGUUAUAUGAAUUAUUAGCUUUGGUACAGGGGACAAGUAUACAGAUUAGUAACAUCACUGCACCCAGUGUAGAGAGUCACCCUGUGGAUUGUAUCGAACUCUGUAUUAAUAACAAAGGGAAGAAAAAGACUAUGAAUACCGAAUUGCAUAGAUGAACAUGAGGUAAUGUCUCUCGAGUCAAUACUGCUUGUUGACUCUAAUGGGUGCAUUACAGUACUACUUUACUGGAUGUGCACUAGGUCCAGUCCUUUAUUCACCUGCAUUGCUACUUAACUCUGCCUGUAAUUUUAAUCAGUCCCUGGUGUAACUUUGCAAAAACAACAAACUGAGAAUUUAAUUCUAUGGACCUUUCCUAAAUGUCAUAACGCCCACAUCAUCCGCUAUGCAGAACAAUGUCGUACAAUGAACUUCAUAAUAAAGCAUGCACUACAAAGGAAACUAACAAAAAAAUGUCUGUCCUUUCUCCCUUUUUAUAUGUAAUGAGUCAUAGAAAAUAAAUUUGUUCGCUCUA
This is a messenger RNA of Pelobates fuscus (common spadefoot toad), 4475 nucleotides long. RefSeq names its product NCK interacting protein with SH3 domain (gene NCKIPSD). The record is from RefSeq and is a predicted model, not a curated record. The transcript is spliced from 13 exons. NCBI's taxonomy places the organism in Eukaryota, Metazoa, Chordata, Amphibia, Anura, Pelobatidae. Gene Ontology annotation, biological process: endocytosis. Gene Ontology annotation, molecular function: protein binding; Arp2/3 complex binding. The coding region runs from base 99 to 2330 and encodes 743 amino acids.